AUGUCCGGCCCGGUUCACACUUACGGCCCAACAUGCCAUCGAUCGACGCCGAAGCAGGAUCUCGUCGCUCUUCAAUCCUCGCCCAAUCCGCCUCAAGUCAAUGCUCAAUUCUUUUACACGUCUUCUCUUCCGAUCGAUGACCCAUUGACUCCUCUUCCGGCGGCUACGACUUCGACAGUUUCGAGAACAGCCUCUUCCCCGCAACCUUUUUCAGCGCGAGAUAAUAUUGCUUUGGAACAAGCAUGGAGAGCACUUGCGGACGCUUCAUCCCAGGAAGUAGGGACCGGAAAAGAUAAAACGAGUGAUCUAGGCACGGGUUCUAGACAAGGUGGCAUCUUGGGCGAUGCUAGUGUUCCUGGUGGCAUGCCGAUGAAGAGAUCGGAACAGUUCAGCCGACUGGAUAGAUCCGGCCCGUCGACUUGGCCUAAGAAGAGAGAUACAUCUCCGUUGGGACGGAUAUUCAAGUCGGUCAAGAGGAAUAGCAUUUCAUUCCCUGGUUCUGAAGAUCAGGCUUCUAGCUCAGUGGGAGCCUCAUCUUCGCGUGGUCAGGAGGAAUUUGAAAAUGUUGAGCAUGUCGAAAGCAUGGAUUUCGGUACUGGAAAUAGUGAGACGACAGCUUCUGAAACAGAUGAAGCAGUCACACAAAAUGCAACUGUUAAUGAACCGGAUACUGAAUCAUCACCCGACGGUCCGGAGGAUCGCUCAGCGAGAUACAAGAUUCCAGUAGGAGUUUCGCGUCUUCAUUUAGUAGAGCUUCCGGGAUUAAAGAUGAAACCAAUCUAUUGGAGCCCGCUUCAUGACAUAUCAGACGUCCUUCGUGCUACUUGGUUCUAUAAAAACACAAUGCUUCCAAUUGAGCCACAUCUUGCCAACGAACUUGAAAAAGGUUAUCAGUACAUGCGUGCUUGGACAGAUACUUGGCAAGAUGAACUCAACAGCUGCGUCGAACAUGGAGCAGAUGCUGAGAUGAAGGUUGUAUACAAGUUGUGGCAGGAUGAUUUAAUUCCAAGUCGGCCAGAGACUGCGCAAGGUAAAAUGUCCACAGACGUCUCCAUAGGCGAUGCAGAUGUCGAAACUGAAGAAGUCACAUUUGCACAAAACCUAGCAGCUAGCGGAGGCACGAAAACAACCGACCCAGGUUCCUACAAAAAUGCCAGUGUUAUCUACGUUGACGGUAAAGACGCUCAAAUCCUUCGCCCAAGUCUUCUGCCCUCGGUCUCUAGAAAUCGUCGACCGCUUAGCUCUAUUCGCAAAGGACGCCAGAUUGGCAUUCCUGUGGUUCGUGGAUUCGAUAGAAAGCAAUGGGAUCAACUCCAUCCAGUCAAGCAAACAAAUAUUGACAUGAGGCAUUACUUGACGCGUCCUCAGACAAGAUAUACCAGAGGCGAACAAAUUUGCUAUGCUUGCGAUAUUGAGGGAAGUCGGCCCAACCCAUCGGACUUGAUUCUUGUUAUUCAUGGAAUUGGACAAAAACUCUCCGAAAAGAUGGAAAGCUAUCAUUUCACUCACGCGAUCAAUGCGUUCCGGAGAUCCGUUAACAUGGAACUUAAUAAUGAAGAGAUCUGGCCAUGUAUUCGACCUGAUCAUGGAGGUAUCAUGGUGUUGCCUGUUAAUUGGCGGUCGACAUUGGAACUUGCAGAUGCUGAGAUAGACUCGUUGGAUGUAAAUGACCCUACUGCAAACCACUACACACUCGAUGAUCUCACACCAAAGACGAUUCCCGCGAUUCGCACAAUUGUCAGUGAUGUCAUGUUAGAUGUGCCUUACUACCUAUCUCACCACAAAGAGAAAAUGAUUCGAGCUGUGGUGAGGGAAGCAAAUCGUGUGUAUAGGCUGUGGUGUAUGAACAAUUCUGGAUUUCACGAGCAUGGCAGAGUGCAUAUACUGGCCCACUCUUUGGGGAGUGUCAUGGCACUCGAUGUAUUAAGUAACCAGCCUACCAGCCCUCCUAGUUUCGACUUGCAGUCGGCUGAAUUGCAUGAUGAUAUCCUUGAAUUCGACCCGAAGAACGUUUUUCUCUGUGGAAGUCCUGUGGGAUUGUUUCUGCUUCUCAAUAAAGCGAACUUGCUCCCACGGCGAGGCAGAAACAAACCCGGAAGGGAAGGCGAGGAUAUGGAGAGAGGUGUUGCAGGGGAGGCCAAGAAAUAUGGUUGUCUAGCACUAGACAAUCUCUAUAACAUUAUGCACACUACAGAUCCUAUCGCAUACCAAGUCAAUGCAGCAGUAGACAGUGACCUAGCCGCCUCUCUCAAACCAGCCGUCAUUCCCAGCUCCUCAUCAUCCUUCUUCUCUUCAAUAUUCGGUUUUAGCUCCAACAAAUCUAUGACUGCGGCCGGUCUAUCAAGCACAAUGCUUCCCUCACGACCCGCAGCCGUCACAAAACUACCAUCCAACGUCGAACUCGAAACCCACGACUUCACACGUGAGGAGAUUGCAGAAAAGCGUAUGCAGCUUUUGAACGACAAUGGUCAAAUCGAUUAUUUUAUAUCUGGCGGUGGGGGACCGCUAAAUAUUGAAUAUUUGAAUAUGUUGAGUGCUCAUAGCAGUUAUUGGAUUCUACCGGAUUUUGUGAGGUUUCUUGUUGUUGAGAUUGCGCGACGUCAGGAUAAAGAGGGGACAUUGUCAGUGUUGAGAGCUGAGAAGAAGAAGGGUUGGAAGACUUAG
This is a messenger RNA of Talaromyces marneffei, 2664 nucleotides long. RefSeq lists its product as uncharacterized. The record is from RefSeq and is a predicted model, not a curated record. Gene Ontology annotation, cellular component: cytoplasm. The transcript has 4 exons. Lineage: Eukaryota; Fungi; Ascomycota; Eurotiomycetes; Eurotiales; Trichocomaceae. Gene Ontology annotation, molecular function: glycerophospholipase activity; metal ion binding. The coding region runs from base 1 to 2664 and encodes 887 amino acids.